This is a messenger RNA of Gloeophyllum trabeum ATCC 11539, 2836 nucleotides long. RefSeq lists its product as uncharacterized. The record is from RefSeq and is a predicted model, not a curated record. Gene Ontology annotation, biological process: mitotic G2 DNA damage checkpoint signaling; DNA replication initiation; mitotic DNA replication checkpoint signaling. The transcript is spliced from 13 exons. Bases 41 to 2836 code for a protein of 931 amino acids. Lineage: Eukaryota; Fungi; Basidiomycota; Agaricomycetes; Gloeophyllales; Gloeophyllaceae.
ACACUUCAGUCGCGACACCGCACCCAGGACACCUGACGACAUGGCAUCAAGGCGGGGAAACAAGUCUCACAAGGUUCCUGGCGUCAAACUCAGACCAGCUCAAGAAACUCGGAGCAAAGUCAACAUCCCAGACGAUGACUCCUUCAUGCAGGAUGAUGAUGCCGAAGAGAACACACAGUUCGUGGACAUGGUUUUUAGGCCAUUUAGAGGACUCGUUAUAUGUGCUACCGGUGUACCGGACAAGACAGCUCUCUUCAAGAAAGCCCUGGAACUAGGCGCCAUGUCUACUCAGGACUUUACUGACCGGGUCACUCAUCUCGUUGCCGCGACACCCCAGGGUGCAAAGUAUCAUUGCGCCGUCCAACGCAAGAUUCCGAUCAUGAAGCCCGAGUGGAUAUUGGAUAGCUAUGACAUAUGGCUUCAUGGAGACGACGUGGAUGUGGAGGAGAGCAUGAGGACCCAUCGGAUGCCGAUUUUCACUAAUGUCACAAUAACACUCUCUGGCAUCGACGAUGUGGGACACAGGGCACAGCUGCAGAAACUCGUCAAGAAAGAAGGAGGAUCCUACGUGAAGGACCUGACCCGGAUCACCAAAGUGACACAUCUCCUCUGUGCUGGAGACGACAUCACCGAUAAGAUGCGUUACGCUGAAAAGUUCAACAGUAAAGAGGGAGCAAAUAUAAAGAUCGUUUGGGAAGAGUGGUUCUGGGACUCCUUGGAAUUUGGUGGCCAAUUUGACGAAGAGCCCUACCGGGUCACUCAUCCCAGGCCAGAGAAACGCAAAUCCUCGCCAGAGCCAUCAUCGCCUCCCCCAAGCUCUGAACCGAUGUCCGAAACUCAUGAAGCCCCACUACAAAAAUCCAAUUCUAAGACAAACGCGCCUAAUAUCUGCCAAGACGAUGAAGAGGAAGAGGAGAUGGCGCAAGUUAAACGAGUUCAUUCUGAUACUUUACAAAUAUGGCAGAGCCUGUUGAAGCCUAGAGGAUUUCAGAUCGUGGAAGGAAAACUUCUCCGAAGUCCCUCCAAGUCCCAAUCUCGUGCCGAUGCGGUCAACGUGCUAGAAAACCAAAUGCCCUUGCGAGAAGAAAAUCAUUUACCGCAUAAGUCCGCGGCCAAGACUGGCAAGAGUAUUCUCUCCGGUUUUAGGCGAUCCGAAUCCUUCGCGCAUUUGCAGACUGCUGGAGCAGGCCCCAGGCAACCUACCCCUUUACAGCGAGUGAACCCUGUGUCAGAAACAGGCGGAGACAGAGAUGCGACUGAGCACAGUCCCGCCGUAUCAACGGCCAAUGCUGGAGGCAAACAUAUGUUUACCGGCGCCAAGUUCAAGCUGCUGGGUGAAGCCCGCGCACCGAACGUACGCAGCGCAGUUGAGGAUUACGGCGGUCGUGUGCUGAGCGCCGAGGACGAAGACGAGGCCGAUUUCAUCAUUGUUAGAUUAAUCAGUGGCAGCAAUUUCUAUAAGCAGGAAACCGACACUGUUGAGAGGGCUAAGUAUAGGACCGAGUGCUGGCUGGAACGUUGCAUAUACGAAGAACGUGUUUGUGCGCCAGACGAGAAAGUGGUAUUUACGCCUCUUAAGAUCGACAUUCCCGUAGUUGGCGCGGACCAGAUAAAUUUAAGUUUUUCAGGACUGGAGGAGUCAGACGCUUGUUGGGUGCGGAGACUCGUGCGCGCACUUGGCAUCAAUUUAGCUUUGAAUUUUUCGCGGCGUUCUACUCACCUACUGUGUCCGUCCGCUAUCGGACCUAAGUAUGAAAAGGCCCUAGAAUGGGGCAUACCGGUUGUUGGAAUGGAAUGGUUAGAGCGUAUCGGCCGAAGCGGGAUCAUUUUCGAGGUUCCUGUCUCCGAGCUUACUGGCCGAAGCGAGAACCAAGCAAUAGUGCAUGUUCUAGAUGUCAAAGGGAAGGGUAAAGCCAAGGAAGUCGAAUAUGCUCCUGACCUUAGGAUCACCGAUAUCACAAACAGCGCGUCUUCAACUUCUUCCAACAGCCAGUCAGUGCCCAGACGCGUGGCUACGGAUGAUGUGAUAGGUCGGCUUCAUGAAGAAUCAAUGGCUGUAGAUGUGAAUCCUCCCGAUGUCUUCCACGUCGAAGGAGCAGGAGACACAUUCGGCGAGCCAGCCAUGUUGCAAGGGCAUCCUGUCAAGUCGGACCAUCGACAGCAAUCUGUGCACGAGCAUGCUCCUGUGACACCUCACUGCAGUGAAGACCAGCUGAUGGAGGUCCCCGAUCGCAACGAUGACCAAGCGGAGGAUGCAGCGAAGGGACAAACUAUUCCUUCCUCCAAUACACCGUCGCCGCUCAAAAAUCCCCGGAGCAGUAGCAUGCCCAUUUCCCCAGUUAAACCCUCGCCCACAGCCGAAGCGACCAGGGCGCUGCAGGAACGACUGACCUCUCUUCUGGGCAAGCGCCCUUCGGAGGAGGAAGAGACUCUCGCAGGCGGUAUCGUAAGGCAUGGAAAGAGAGUUAGGCCCCCAUCACGGUCGAAGUCGUGUUUUCAGCGGCCACAGUCUCGCCAAAACUCGGGAGAACUUCCAUUUCCCCGGGUUGCCUCACCUGCACCCUCGGACCCUGCUUUCAAUCUUGCGCUGGCGCGACCCUUCGAUGAGACAGUACUCUCUGAAGAGAAUACUCGCCCUUCAGACGAGAGUAUCCGCGUUACCUAUGAGGAUCCGGCGCAGAGAGCGGAGCAGAGGAGACUAAUGAGCUUACUGGGUGGGGUCGACAAUCAGAAUCAUACGUCCGACGAGGCUACGGAUGACGUGCCUGCAAAUGUCCGGCCGAAGAAAAGGAAUCUUGUGCGACGGAGUGGAGGAACAAGAGUGGCUGGGUUCUAG